Messenger RNA from Sorex araneus (European shrew), 7949 nucleotides. It is a transcript of the gene LRP4, whose product is annotated as LDL receptor related protein 4. NCBI's taxonomy places the organism in Eukaryota, Metazoa, Chordata, Mammalia, Eulipotyphla, Soricidae. The record is from RefSeq and is a predicted model, not a curated record. The transcript is spliced from 38 exons. The coding region runs from base 161 to 5884 and encodes 1907 amino acids. Gene Ontology annotation, molecular function: protein binding; calcium ion binding.
GGGCGGCCUCGGCGCGGGCGGCACUGCGGGCAGCGGCGGCGGGAGGGCGAGUGUCGGGGCGCGCGGCGCCGUGUCCCCGGGAACUUCCCCCGCUCGGGGCCCGUGCAACGACUCCCCGCGACGCGGGACCCCCGGGCCGGCCGCGGGUGGCCGCGGCACCAUGAGGCGGCCGAGGGGCGCGCUGCUGCCGCCGCUGCUGCUGGGCGCCCUGCUCCUCGCGCACGGCCAUGCGGGCAGCCCUGAAUGCGCUUGUGGCCGGAGCCACUUCACGUGCGCGGUGAGCGCCCUCGGCGAGUGUACCUGCAUCCCCGCCCAGUGGCAGUGUGACGGAGACAACGACUGUGGCGACCACAGCGACGAGGACGGAUGCAUGCUGCCCACCUGCUCCCCGCUCGACUUCCACUGCGACAACGGCAAGUGCAUCCGCCGUUCCUGGGUGUGUGAUGGGGACAACGACUGUGAGGAUGACUCAGACGAGCAGGACUGCCCCCCCCGGGAGUGCGAGGAGGAUGAGUUCCCCUGUCAGAACGGCUACUGCAUCCGGAGCCUGUGGCACUGUGACGGUGACAAUGACUGUGGGGACAACAGUGACGAGCAGUGCGACAUGCGCAAGUGCUCAGACAAGGAGUUCCGCUGCAGCGACGGCAGCUGCAUCGCCGGCCACUGGUACUGCGACGGGGACACAGACUGCAAGGACGGCUCCGACGAGGAGAGCUGCCCCUCGGCGGUGCCGGCGCCCCCCUGCAACCUGGAGGAGUUCCAGUGCGCCUAUGGCCGCUGCAUCCUGGAUAUCUACCACUGCGACGGGGACGACGACUGCGGAGACUGGUCGGACGAGUCUGACUGCUCCUCCCAUCAGCCCUGCCGCUCCGGGGAGUUCAUGUGUGACAGUGGCCUGUGCAUCAAUGCGGGCUGGCGCUGUGACGGAGACGCAGACUGUGACGACCAGUCGGAUGAGCGCAACUGCACCACCUCCAUGUGCACGGCCGAACAGUUCCGCUGCCGGUCGGGCCGCUGUGUCCGCCUGUCCUGGCGCUGUGACGGGGAGGACGACUGUGCCGACAACAGCGAUGAAGAGAACUGUGAGAACACAGGGAGCCCCCAGUGUGCCUCCGACCAGUUCCUGUGCUGGAACGGGCGCUGCAUUGGGCAGAGGAAGCUGUGCAACGGGGUGAAUGACUGCGGUGACAACAGUGACGAAAGCCCGCCGCAGAACUGCCGGCCGCGGACGGGCGAGGAGAACUGUGGCGUUAACAACGGUGGUUGUGCCCAGAAGUGCCAGAUGGUGCGGGGGGCGGUGCAGUGUACCUGCCACACGGGCUACCGGCUGUCCGAGGAUGGGCGCACCUGCCAGGAUGUGAAUGAGUGCGCCGAGGAGGGCUACUGCAGCCAAGGCUGCACCAACAGCGAAGGCGGCUUCCAGUGCUGGUGCGAAGCCGGCUACGAGCUCCGGCCCGAUCGGCGCAGCUGCAAGGCCCUGGGGCCGGAGCCGGUGCUACUGUUCGCCAAUCGCAUCGACAUCCGGCAGGUGCUGCCGCACCGCUCCGAGUACACGCUGCUGCUCAACGACCUGGAGAACGCCAUCGCCCUGGAUUUCCACCACCGGCGCGAGCUGGUCUUCUGGUCCGACGUCACCCUGGACCGCAUCCUCCGGGCCAACCUCAACGGCAGCAACGUGGAGGAGGUGGUGUCCACGGGGCUGGAGAGUCCAGGAGGCCUCGCUGUGGACUGGGUCCACGACAAGCUCUAUUGGACCGACUCAGGGACAUCAAGGAUCGAGGUGGCCAACCUGGAUGGAGCCCACCGGAAAGUACUUCUGUGGCAGAAUCUGGAGAAGCCCCGAGCCAUUGCCUUGCAUCCGAUGGAGGGGACCAUCUACUGGACAGAUUGGGGUAACACACCUCGCAUCGAGGCCUCCAGCAUGGAUGGUUCCAGGCGCCGCAUUAUCGCUGAUACCCAUCUCUUCUGGCCCAACGGCCUUACCAUAGACUAUGCCGGGCACCGCAUGUACUGGGUAGAUGCCAAACACCACGUCAUCGAGAGGGCCAAUCUGGAUGGGAGUCACCGAAAGGCUGUCAUUAGCCAGGGCCUUCCGCACCCCUUUGCCAUCACGGUAUUUGAAGACAGCCUCUACUGGACGGACUGGCAUACCAAGAGCAUUAAUAGUGCCAACAAAUUUACCGGCAAGAACCAAGAGAUCAUUCGCAACAAGCUCCACUUCCCCAUGGACAUCCACACCCUGCACCCUCAGCGCCAGCCUGCAGGCAAGAACCGCUGUGGGGACAACAACGGAGGCUGCUCGCAUCUGUGCCUUCCCAGCGGCCAGAACUACACGUGUGCCUGCCCCACGGGCUUCCGCAAGAUCAGCAGCCACGCCUGUGCCCAGAGUCUUGACAAGUUCCUGCUUUUUGCCCGAAGGAUGGACAUCCGUCGGAUCAGCUUCGACACCGAGGACCUGUCCGACGACGUCAUCCCACUGGCUGACGUGCGCAGUGCUGUGGCCCUCGACUGGGACUCCCGGGACGACCACGUGUACUGGACCGAUGUCAGCACCGACACCAUCAGCAGGGCCAAGUGGGAUGGAACCGGGCAGGAGGUGGUGGUGGACACCAGCUUAGAGAGCCCCGCAGGCCUGGCCAUCGAUUGGGUCACCAAUAAGCUGUACUGGACGGAUGCAGGGACAGACCGGAUCGAAGUGGCCAACACGGACGGCAGCAUGAGGACAGUGCUCAUUUGGGAGAACCUGGAUCGGCCCCGGGACAUCGUGGUGGAACCCAUGGGCGGGAAUAUGUACUGGACCGACUGGGGUGCCAGCCCCAAGAUUGAGCGUGCGGGCAUGGAUGCCUCGGACCGCCAGGUCAUCAUCUCCUCCAACCUGACCUGGCCCAACGGCUUGGCCAUCGACUACAGCUCCCAGCGGCUGUACUGGGCUGACGCGGGCAUGAAGACCAUCGAAUUCGCCGGGCUGGAUGGCAGCAAGAGGAAGGUGCUGAUUGGAAGCCAGCUCCCCCACCCGUUCGGGCUGACCCUCUACGGGGAACGCAUCUAUUGGACCGACUGGCAGACCAAGAGUAUCCAGAGCGCUGACCGGCUCACGGGGCUCGACCGAGAGACGCUCCAGGAGAACUUGGAGAACCUCAUGGAUAUUCACGUCUUCCAUCGCCAGCGGCCCCCCGUGUCCACACCCUGCACCGUGGGGAAUGGCGGCUGCAGCCACCUGUGCCUUCGAUCCCCCAAACCAAGCGGCUUCAGCUGUACCUGCCCCACGGGCAUCAACCUGAGGCCUGAUGGCAAGACCUGCUCCCCAGGCAUGAACAGUUUCCUCAUCUUCGCCAGGAGGAUCGACGUCCGCAUGGUCUCCUUGGACAUCCCUUACUUUGCCGACGUGGUGGUGCCGAUCAACAUUACCAUGAAGAACACCAUUGCCGUCGGAGUGGACCCCCAGGAAGGGAAAGUGUACUGGUCAGACAGCACGCUGCACCGGAUCAGCCGCGCGAGUCUGGACGGCUCCCAGCACGAGGACCUCAUCACGACAGGCCUGCAGACCACAGACGGGCUUGCCGUGGAUGCCAUCGGCCGGAAAAUCUACUGGACGGACACGGGCACCAACAGGAUUGAAGUGGGCAACCUGGAUGGGUCCAUGCGGAAAGUGCUGGUGUGGCAGAACCUUGACAGUCCCCGGGCCAUCGUGUUAUACCACGAGAUGGGGUUCAUGUACUGGACGGACUGGGGGGAGAACGCCAAGUUGGAGAGAUCUGGAAUGGACGGCUCCGACCGGACUGUUCUCAUCAGCAACAACCUUGGCUGGCCCAAUGGACUUACCGUGGACAAGGCCGGCGCCCAGCUGCUCUGGGCUGAUGCCCAUACUGAGCGCAUUGAGGCUGCAGAUCUGAAUGGAGCCAAUCGGCACACGCUGGUGUCCCCCGUCCAGCACCCGUACGGCCUCACCCUGCUGGGCUCCUAUAUCUACUGGACGGACUGGCAGACCCGCAGCAUCCACCGUGCUGACAAGGGCACCGGCGGCAACGUCAUCCUGGUGCGAUCCAACCUGCCGGGCCUCAUGGACAUCCAGGCUGUGGACCGCACUCAGCCACUGGGCUUGAACAAGUGUGGCUCCAGGAAUGGCGGCUGCUCCCACCUCUGCCUGCCUCGGCCCUCCGGCUUCUCCUGUGCCUGCCCCACCGGCAUCCAGCUUCGGGGUGAUCGGAAGACCUGCGACCCCUCCCCUGAGGCCUACCUGCUCUUCUCCAGCCGGGGCUCCAUCCGGCGGAUCUCGCUGGACACCAGUGACCACACCGACGUGCACCUGCCCAUCCCUGAGCUCAACAACGUCAUCUCCCUGGACUACGACAGCGGGGAGGGGAAAGUCUAUUACACCGACGUGUUCCUGGAUGUGAUCAGGCGAGCGGAUCUGAAUGGCAGCAAUAUGGAGACGGUGAUCGGCCGUGGGCUGAAGACCACAGAUGGGCUGGCAGUGGACUGGGUGGCCAGGAACCUGUACUGGACAGACACAGGCCGAAACACCAUCGAAGCCUCGAGACUGGACGGCUCCUGCCGCAAAGUGCUAAUUAACAACAGCCUGGAUGAGCCACGAGCCAUUGCUGUCUUCCCCAGGAAGGGGUAUCUCUUCUGGACCGACUGGGGUCAUAUCGCCAAGAUCGAGCGGGCGAACCUGGAUGGCUCCGAGCGGAAGGUCCUCAUCAACACAGACCUGGGCUGGCCCAAUGGCCUUACCCUGGACUAUGACACCCGCAGGAUCUACUGGGUGGACGCGCAUCUGGACCGGAUAGAGAGCGCUGACCUCAACGGGAAGCUCCGGCAGGUCCUGGUCAGCCACGUGUCGCAUCCCUUUGCUCUGACUCAGCAGGACCGGUGGAUCUACUGGACAGACUGGCAGACCAAGUCGAUCCAGCGUGUUGACAAAUACUCAGGGCGGAGCAAGGAGACAGUGCUGGCCAAUGUGGAAGGACUCAUGGAUAUCAUCGUGGUCUCACCUCAGCGGCAGACAGGAACCAACGCCUGUGGUGUGAACAAUGGUGGCUGCACCCACCUCUGCUUUGCCAGGGCCUCCGAUUUUGUGUGUGCCUGCCCUGAUGAGCCCGAUGGCCGUCCCUGCUCCCUAGUUCCUGGCCUAGUGCCCCCAGCUCCCAGAGUUACAAGCAUGAGUGACAGGAAUCCUGUGCUACCCAACACACUCCCUACCACCCUGCACUCCGAGACCAGCCAGACCCACACAUCCCUGGAGGAAGGAAGAUGCUCGGAAAAGGAUGCCCGGCUGGGCCUCUGUGCACAUUCCAAUGAGGCCAUACCUGCUGCUCCAGGGGAAGGACUUCACGUCAGCUAUAUAAUCGGAGGACUCCUCAUUAUCCUGCUGAUUCUGGUGGUGAUAGCUGCUUUGAUGCUGUACAGACACAAAAAAUCCAAGUUAACCGAUCCUGGAAUGGGGAACUUGACUUACAGCAACCCCUCCUACCGAACUUCCACCCAGGAAGUGAAAAUCGAAACAAUCCCGAAGCCUGCCAUGUACAAUCAACUGUGCUACAAGAAAGAGGGUGGGCCGGACCAUAACUACACGAAGGAGAAGAUCAAGAUCGUGGAGGGAAUCUGCCUCUUGUCCGGGGACGACGCCGAGUGGGAUGACCUCAAGCAGCUACGCAGCUCCCGGGGAGGCCUUCUCCGGGAUCACGUGUGCAUGAAGACAGACACCGUGUCCAUCCAGGCCAGCUCCGGCUCCCUGGAUGACACGGAGACAGAGCAGCUGCUGCAGGAAGAGCAGUCGGAGUGCAGCAGCGUCCACACCGCAGCCACGCCCGAGAGACGGGGUUCUCUGCCCGACACGGGCUGGAAACACGAACGCAAACUCUCCUCCGAGAGCCAGGUCUAGAAGCCUGUGUUCCCUGCCCUCCCUGCCCGUUUCUUUUCCUUCGUGGACUUCCGGUCCUUGUGCUCGCUUAGCAGCAGGCCCCUCCCCGGGUGUCCGCACUGCGCGCCUCCUCCCACCCAUAGCUGCUCCCAAGCCCUCCUGGGGAGCCGUCCGCGGCCAGGUCCAUAACUAGCUGUACACGAGAGGAGGUGGCACCUCCGAGAAUUCUGGGUUUUACCAUGAACCUCACCUCUUGCACCCAGACUGAGCAUCCUCUGCUCCCACAAACUAGGCUCAAUAAUGUUCCCUCAUCAGUGCAGCGGUCCACUUUCCCUCUUGGGACCCUCAGAACAUGCCCCCACAAGAGCUGAUGACCCGACACUGUGCAGUUUCCCCCUCAGAGGCGGCCUGACAACUUCCCUGAGAAAACUUGUUCAAUUGGCUGGGAUUGUGACAAAAAAAGAGAGAUGAAGGGUAGAGGCUGAGAGGAGGAAUCAGCCCAGCUGGUAUGGGCAUUUGGGGAGCCCUUCAGCCUCAAGUGUUGGUAAUCUGAGUGGGCUUUUGAAGGUCGCUGGUGGACCUAGUGGUCCCGCCCAUUGCUGGUGAUGGCUUAUUAUUCUCACUCCAAGUGUUGCUAUUUCCUCAGAUCUGGGAGUGGCAGGGGACGGUCUCCCACCUAUUAAAAUGUCUGGAGCCUUGUUCACCUUCAGAUGACCGGAGACCCCUCUCACAUGGUUGCUGGCUCACAGGAUGCCUGGAGCCACCACGGGCCAGUAACUUUUCUGUCUUCAACAUGAAAUAACUUGUGAGCCAGUAGCUUGAAUGAACAUGGGGCCCCGAGGGCUGAGUCUGCAAUGGCUCAGAAGUGCCACCCAGUCCCAACACAGCAUUUCCUCUGAACUUGAACGUUCUGUCACUCUCGUCCUCCUCACUCUCUGGAUGCUAAGCGCAGAGAGCCCGAGAAAGCUGUUGAAAGCAGGGCCAGGUGUUUUCUUAAACAACCAACAUGAUUGGUUUAGAUGUGGGGCUCCCAGGGCCUAAAGGGAGAUAUCCAAGAGGUUGAACCCCCUGUGUUUUCUCUCAAGUGCUCAGGGAUCUAAGUGGCUAGACAGAGAGCCUGUGACAAAGGGGAGGCGAAGUUCCCAGUCCGACUCUUCUUCCCAGCUAAGUGACCCACUCACAUUCCACCUGUCAUUGGAUUCGUGCUCGUUCACAGAAGGAACUUGCAUCUCACAUUGGUAUCAAGACAAUUGAGAACCCCCCCCACACACACACACACACAGAUACAUACAAGUAGUCUCGGCUCUGCCUGACUUGCUUUUUCUACGGUGAGGAGGCCUAUACAAGAUGCAAAGUGGUGCGCCAGACAUGACUGAGGGAUGCCCUGCCACCCCGGGGUACAGACUGAGGGGAGGGGAGGGCUCCUGGGGGGAGUUUCUCGGGUGUGAAACAUCCUUUUGGGUUUAGAUAUUGAGGACUCAGCUGCCAGCUGUGGCAGUGAAGAGGGAGGGCAAUAGUCACCCUUUUUUGGCCUGUUCCCAGAGUCCUGGAGUCUCUGCCAAGCCCUGAGGUCUGCUCUCAGUAGCCUGGCUGGGGCCCGCACAGGGCAAACAAGCCAGGCCAAGGAGAUUCUUCUAGACACAGAAUGAGAAUGGUGCCAUUUACACCGGGAGAAAAGGGGCACAUUACAAACUUGAUUGGGGGGGCGCUCCAGGGGCUGGGGGUGGGCAGUGAAAGAAGGAGCACUUUCUUCCCCUCCCUUCAGGGUCCUGGUUGGGAAAGCGGAGAAUGUGGAAAAGUGGCGUUUGCUCACUGGGCAUGGGGGACGAAUCUGAUUGCACUUGGGCUGUUCAGAAUGUAGAAAGGACAUAUUUGAAGAAAUAUCUAUUUGAGCACUGAUUUACUAUGUAAAAAAAAAAAGCAAAAUCUCUCUGUCCUAAACUAAUGGAAGUGAUUCUCCCCGCGCUCAUGUGUAAUGGUUUUAACGUUACUCACUGGAGAGAUUGGACUUUCUGGAGUUAUUUAACCACUAUGUUCAGUAUUUUAGGACUUUAUGAUAAUUUAAUAUAAAUUUAGCUUUUCUUAA